Messenger RNA from Schistosoma margrebowiei, 1154 nucleotides. Lineage: Eukaryota; Metazoa; Platyhelminthes; Trematoda; Strigeidida; Schistosomatidae. The record is from the annotation of a GenBank genome assembly.
GGAUUUACAUCUUAUAUCCGGUUAGUAAUAUGAUGAAAUAUUCGACUACUAGUAAUAACUACUUAUAAUAUUCAAAAUUGAUGUAAACUAUUUAUUCAAUCUAUACACCCCUUUGUUGUUGUUGUGCAUUACAAACGUUAGAUAUUAAAAUACUACAUAUCUAGAAUUAGUUCCUUGAAAAAAAACACUUAUAAAAGAGUCAUAGACAGAUAUAUUUAAUAUUGGUAUACAACUAUUAUAGUUAUUCAUUAUUAAGUUGUGAUAAAAUGAAGAGAUUAUUCCAAAAUUUGUUAUUAUGCAUAUUAUACUGUAUGUAUUUAAACUUCUGUUAUGCUGAUUCACAUGGUGAAAAAUUGAGUAAAUCUGAGUUUGAUAUAUGUGUUCAAGAAUGUGGUAAUCAAUAUGAAGAAUGUUCUAAAGCAAUACGUGAAUUAUGGAGAAAUUUUCAAAAAAAUAAAAAACAAAUUAUGAAAGUUAUGAAUAGUUGUUGUUUACGUGGUCAAGGUGAUCAUUCACAACCAUCAACAUUAAGUUUUGCUACAUGUGUACGUGAUAGAUGUGGUGCAGAAUUAUGGGGAUGUAACAUUAAGAAACGUCAUAGUGGUUUUCUAACUGAACAAGAAAUUGAAUAUAUCAAACAAAAAGAAUCUCGCCAAAAAAAGAAAAAUUUCACAGUAAAGUAAAAGAAUCCUCAAAUAGAAAAGAAAACAAUAUGUAAUGACUUUCAGUUAAUAAAUACAUUCUAAUUGUAACUGUAAUAUUUCCAUUUUUCAAUUACAAUAUUAUUCGAUGCAUAAAUUUGCAGAAAAUAUGUAUUUACUUUUGCAUUAAACAAAAAUAGAAAACUGUUAUCAUUUCUAUUUUUUACUAAUCGUUAAUGUCGCUUAUUUUCUUGUUAGUUACAUGUGUUUCGUCAAGAAAGCCUUGUGAAUAACCCAUUCCCAUCAACAUAUUAUGUAUGAAAAGAAACUAGAAGAAUUAGAGUCAACAAUCCAUGCUUUUGUGUUCAUAAGAAAUUUAUGAUAUCUUUAUCUCUCCCUUGGCGUUAAUAAAUGAUUUUAUUUCUAUUUUUACGGCAAGAAUGUAAUUUAUAGACGAACCAAUCAGAUUUAGGAUAACCGGUCUUGGAUUUUGGCGCGAAAUUCGUUCACCCA